AUGUGGCCCUCGAUAGUCAAAGUACUUGAAACAGUAUUUGAAGAUGGGGUUGAUCCAGAAAUAAGUGGCAAAUCUAAAGGGUUGCUUCAAAAGAUAGAAAAUUUUGAUUUUGUGUUUCUCAUGAUGUUGAUGAAACGCUUGUUGGUGACUGUGAAAGAGGACUUGCAUGCAUUUCGAAAAUCGGGAUGGGAUGAUUUCUUGCAAGAAGUGGAAGCAUUUUGCCGGGCAAAUGAAAUUGAUGUUCCUAUCAUGGACGACAUUGUUCCAAGACGUAUUCGCAUGAAGAAUGAUGGAAAAACUAUUACAAACUAUCAUUAUUAUCGUGUUGUUGACUUAAUUAGUCAAGAAAUGAGGAAUCGUUUUUCUGAAUCCAACACCGACUUACUCGAAUGUAUGACUUUCUUUUCAUCCAUGGAGCUUAGCUUGUUAACUCAAGAACUUCGAAGUUUCAUGAGUGAUGCAAGAACAGAUACACGUUUCUCAGAUGUUGAAGAUUUAGGAACUCUUUCACAGAAGAUGGUUGAAAUGAUGAAAGAUAAGAUUUUCAAAUUGGUUUAUCGAUUGAUAAAAUUGAUCUUACUUUUACCAGUAGCGACAACAUCUGUUGAAAGAGUGUUUUCUGCAAUGAAAUUUGUGAAGUCAGAGCUGCGAAAUAAGAUGGGAGAUGACUGGUUAAACGACAGUUUGAUGGUAUAUAGCGAGAAGGAGGUGUUUGCAACUAUUCCCAAUGAAAUGAUUUUGAGUCGUUUUCAAAAAAUGGGUACUCGAAGAAGCCAACUAUCUCGCAUAGCAUAA
This is a messenger RNA of Salvia splendens (bonfire salvia), 795 nucleotides long. RefSeq lists its product as uncharacterized. The record is from RefSeq and is a predicted model, not a curated record. The coding region runs from base 1 to 795 and encodes 264 amino acids. Lineage: Eukaryota; Viridiplantae; Streptophyta; Magnoliopsida; Lamiales; Lamiaceae. Gene Ontology annotation, molecular function: protein dimerization activity. The transcript is spliced from 4 exons.